GAGCCGCAGUGUUGAACCGUGAUCCGAAGAGCGCGGGUAGUUUUUGGUUGCGUCAUUGGUUCUGGGCAUCGUCGAACUUGAAUUUUGAACUUUAGCAAUUAGAGGAAAGGACAAGUUUGGUACUGAGGACAGGGGGGAAGUAAUGGGAUGGACAGUGCCGGGAGAUCAUGAAGAAUACUGAACUAUUCUCAUGGUAAAAGAUUGCCGGGUGAGACGAGGAGGAGGAUUGGAAAACACUAGCGAGAGGAGACGAGUCGAGUUGCUGCCCAACCCUCGGGGAAAUGGGGAAAAAGGGUGCUAAGAGGAAAACUCGGUGGAGGAGCCUGAGCAUUGGCGCUCCACCAGGAGAAGAAGACGAAGAAGAUGAUGUCCACAAUGGAUAUCAGACGGAGAAUAGAAAUGGAUCUGCAAGGGGUGAGCGAAAUAUGCAAGGAGGAUAUUCAUCCUACAAACGCACCAGGCCAUAUAACAAUACUACGAACACAUAUGGUUACGGAUAUGGGUCAUUGCACAAUGGUCAAUCCAAGUCUGCACAAUCUAAGAAUGACGAUGAUCCGACAAAACCAAAAAUUGUUUUCAACGAAGAGGAAUACAUGAGAAUAACAACGCCUCGGCAGGAUGUUCUUUUCAAAAAAGGCUACCUUUCUCGCAAGAAACCUUUGGCUAGUACUGCGAGCACGAGUGCAACCAGUGCCACCACCACUCCAUCUACCAAUGACAGCCAGUCUGCAGCACAUUCCACUGCUGAUGGUAGCGAGACCGCAGAGGACCAGCAAUUGCUGGAUGGUAGCAACGGCGGCAACUUUGCCAUUGUACCGGAAGCAGCAGCCCAAUUUGCAUAUGGAGGUUUCUACGACCAAGUCACUGGAUAUUACUACGAAUAUCCAGUCAUGUUAGUUGGCCCUCCUGUUCCUGGAAAUCCCACUCCUAAUGUACUUGCUGCGAUGUCAUGUGGACCCGUUCCACUUAGACCUGUAGAAUGGUUUAACCCUCAGUAUAUGCCAGAGUCUUUACAAGAACAACAUCCUCCUUCACAUUCGACGGACUCUCAGGCAGGAAGCUGUGGGUCAUCCGUAUCAAUGGAUGAAGUUGGGGGCGCUGCAGCACCUGCAAACGUAGAACUCGUUAGUACUUGUGAGAACAGAGAUGAAGAAGUAGCACAAGAUGUGCAAGAAUCAGAAGUCGUGGUUGUUGACGAAACAACAACUGAAUGUGUACUGCCUGCUCAAGUGAUGCCACAGAUAGUACCGCAUAUGCAUAUACCGCCACAGCAUUACGUAUAUCCAGGUCAUUUUAUGUUUGGCCCACCGAUGGUCAAUAUGAAUGGUGUAACGAUACAAAACGGUGCCAUUGUUCCCAGUGAAGCACUAUGGGCCAAGCGAAGGAAGAAGAAGAAAAGGAGAAAGCAAAGACGUCCUCUUGCAGUUGGUAAUACGGAAGAUGAGGAAGAAGAGUACAGCUCAGAAUGGGAGUCUGGUUCUAAUUGGUCUCAACCUGCUUGGUCUACGAGUACAGUGACUGCAGCACCAAAUGAAUUUGUGAUCUCCAAGCCACUCAAUCCUGAAGUUCAAGAAUUUCAGCUCAGGACCACAUUACCUGUGCUGCCUGACGCACCCGAUGUUAAAACACCUAGUUUGGAGAACGCUGAAUCGCCUUCCUUGCUGUAUCCAGCUGAAACAGGAGUGGACAAAUGUGAAGUAACAGAGACAGAGACAGAGAACGAGGCGAGGCGUAUUUCAGUUGAUAAUAUAAAUCUAACGAAUUUAGACAAUGGAAAUUCAGGACGUCAAACGUUGAGUGAAAUUACAGUGGAAAAUGGAAGGGUAAAAGAUACUGAAAACAUUCGUGAAACUGUAUUAAAUAUCAUUGAUCUAGAAACCAAGUCAUCAGAUCAUAAAGGGACAUCACUGACAGAGAAGGCUGAAGAAGUAGUUAAGGGAGAUCCUAAGACAGAAUCGGCUGCUUCUGAAGAAGAAGUAAAAAAUCUGCAACCUUCAUUAUUAAAUGAGACUGCAAUUUCAAAAAACCAAAAGAUACUUGGUGAAAAGCGUUCUACUGUUGAAAAUGGAGUCAAGACUAAGGCAUCAAAUAGGGUUGAGCACGAAAAUAGCAUCAAUAAUCUAAGUAACAUUGAAUCUGAAUCUGUAUUAUCAAAUAGUCUUACAGCAGAAACCUUUGAUACAGAAAGGAAUGGAACCAGUAACAAUGCUAACUUGUCAAUCAAAGAAAAUGAUAAGAAAUCUGAUAUUUCCCAGCAGAAAACUCUGAAGGAAUCUACAAGAACAAAUGGUCAAAAUAUUAAGUCAAUUGCAUCAGACUCAAAUCAAUCUAAAUCAAGUCUUGUAUCUAAUGGUAAAAAAGUUGAAAGUGAAACGACGAACAAAAAAAGUGGAAAUAAGAAUGUGAAGAAGGGUAAAACCAAAGCAAUGGAUGCAAGGAAGCCCACUCGCAACAAGCGUGAGCCAAGAAAUCCUCAGCGGAAUGAUUCAGCAUCAACUACAGUAUCUACAGAAUUGUUGCAGGAAAGAGAGAGAUCAGUUUCUCCCGAUACUAGGCAAGCAUUGGAUUUGGAGAGUUCAGUGUCACAAUUGCCCGCCAGAAAGCCAAGUUCAAGGCCAACUAGUCCAGAGAUCAAUCAAACAACGACUCCAAUAAACGCCGAAACUCACAGACUGCCAGAAAUCUAUGAAUCUUUAGUCACCAGAUCGUCCCCGCAUUCAAUUACCCCCUCUCCACCUCUCACUGGUGCACCAGUUGCACCACCUAGGAGAAAAUAUAGUGCCAAAGGGUUGAAAUUCGUGAGAGAACCUACACCUGGACCAGAUUUAGACACUGACGUUAAAUCUGACAAUGAAGAGGGUAGCAAGAUUGACGAUAACUUGAGAUUACAAGAUGAUAAGGUUGAAAGUAUAUCUGUCGAUCAAGUGGUGCAGAUUGCUGGAGUUUCCAGUAAUACUAUUUCACAAAUUGACUGCAAAGAUGAGAGUGUAGACGUACCUGCCCAAGGAUCUUCUAUUAAAGAUGAUCAUACGAACGAAAACAACAACAAGAAUUCCGUUUCCAAGAUAGAUAGCCACUCCACGACACACAAAGUACAUGAUGUCAAUGAGAAAGUUGAAUUGCCAUUAGACUCAGAUUUUGAACCCAAGGUUAUUUUGAAUAGGCCUGGUACUCCUGUGGAAACAAACGUAAUUAUCGCGAGUUCCGUCGAUGUUGACUCUCUGGGUGAUGUUGAUGUUGGCAAACAGGAAGUGAACGUGGUAUCGAAAGGCUCUGAUCAUCCUAUAACUGAUGCUGUUGCCGCGUGGUUAGCAAGAACAAAGUCACCAGAAAUGUUCAGAGUACCGAUGCCUAUAUCUGAUUGUGAUGAUUCCGACUUAUCAGAAACAGAAAUAUACGAUGGCGAUCCAAACAAGCAGCCGUCAAAAAACUUGCACGGCAACCCCAUGCCUGCACUAUCUGUUAGUAACGGAUCGAUCGAUAACUGUAGAAGAACGCGAUCGAACGUUGUUACUAGUGAUACUAUUACAAAGACUGACACUUUUGAUAUUUUAAAAACCAUCAAAAGGAGAAGAGAAAAAGACAUUGACAAUAUAGAAGAUAUUUCUCCAAUGAAUGAAGCUAAGACAAGCAUGGAAGCGACUUCAAGGAGUGUCAGGGUUUGUGACUUUAUCAUUAAGGAUAGCGCUGCUGGCAUGAGGGUUGCCGAAAACUCUCGGGUGGAUUUGAACAGACUAAACACAGAAGAGAAACGAUUAAAAGACAAUACGAAGAGAAGUUAUAUUGAGAGUAUUGAAAUGAAAAUCAAGAAUACUAGAUUUAACGAUGACAUGACCGAAGACGGAAUCGAGGUAUUGGAAAAUUUCAAAACUUACGAGCGAGGAGAAAUCAUGGUAUUAGAUGGGAAACUAUUGACUGGAACUGUGCACGAUUCAACCUGUUUGGAAAAAAGUAACCUACAGGAUCCAGGAAUUAUUGAAGAAAUGAAAGAGUCAAAUAACAAUCACAGAGAAACUGCAAAGAACCAUGCAAAAUAUAUAGAUUUAAAUGAACCGAUUAACGUAAAUGGGAAUAGUGAACAUGAAAUGAGUCCUGAAGGAACAUUAAAUUCCCUUGGUAGCAUCGAAGAACCAGAUGUAUUGGAAUGUUGGGAAACAGAAAUAAUGGAACCUGUUGUAACAUUAAAAAAUAACAGUCGAAUGAAACUUCAAAUCAACGGUAAAGUCCAUGAAGGAGAAGCGACAGAAGAAGAAAAUUAUGGUAAUCACAGUGACUCUACGAACAGGGAACAUGUGAAGAAGUAUUACAGGCUCGCGAGGGAGUACACACUAAGCAUCGAAGAUGAACUAAGCGAACGUGCGUUGAAGCAAAUGAACAGUAAUAACAUCAGUUCAAAUUCAAAUUCGCCCAAGCGAACACCGCCAAAUACUCCAGAACGCAUGAUCGAAUGUUUAUGUAGUGAAGAGAUACCGAUUAUUGUACCGCUCCCUAAAUCGACAUUAGGUAAAGCAAACAAGGUUGUGACAGGUGAAAUGCGAAAUGAAACUGUCGACGAAGCAUUUGAAGUAUAUGAAAGCUGUUACACGGGAAGGACAAGAUUGGCUGGCAUACCUCAGCUUAAUGUUGAGGGAUCGAAGAUUCCCCUUCAGAAUCAAGAGGGACCCAUACCAUGUAAAGCGGUAUGUUGCAAUAUACAGUAAAAACUCAUACAGAUGGGAAUCUUUGACUUAUGUCCAAGUUUUGAAAAGAGAAAUGAUAAAUGUUUGAAAUUUUAAAAUGCUUUUUAUAACCUUGUUGAACUAAAUUCACUGGUAUGAGAAUAAUUGUGGAUCAGGAGGGGAAAAAAAAUUAAUAUAAAAAUAAGAUACGUAAAUGGUAAAAUAGUUCCACGCAGCUUCCCAUUUUUGUAAAUAGUUCACGGUCACCAAUACUUCAUUGAUAUGAACAAUGUUUAGCCCGAAAUGUUAUAAUGAAUUGCCUACAUUUCGUAAUGAUAAAAUAUAUCUAUUUAAUAUUAUGUAUUAAUCAUUGAAUUACUAUUGAAUAUAGAAACACGUUGUUGGCUACACGUUCGCUGUUAUACAUUUGGCAGGUUAGCUAUUAUUAUAAGACACACCUGUGACGAAUAAUAUUCAAUUUGAUCGUAAGGCGAUUUUCUUCGAUAGUAUGACUAAGGAUUAUGACAAAGAGUCAGCUCCGUGAUUAAAUUUUAUUACUCUUGAGUUGAACAUAAAUUUAAGAAUAAAAUAUUGUUCGGGACUGGAUACUAAAGUACCAAAUUACAAAAAUUAAUAAAACUAAGAUUAAAAAGAAGAAAGAAAUCCCACACAAGGAAAUAAAGAACUUGAAAGACUAUCUUAUACGUCUUUACUCUGUACAUAUCAACAAACGUUAAUUAGCAAAAAAAAAAAAAAAAUUAUCAUCGUUCCAUCACCAUACUGUCAAAGCUAAAAUCGAAGAUGCAUGGUUGAAAGAUUCUUUGAAGACUAUUAUUUCAGCAAAUUAUACAUAUACUUUUAUAUAUACAGAUAUAUAUUUAUAUAUACAUAUUUGUGUACAUACACGGCAGCGUACUCUUUGACCUAUUUCUUGGAGCAUAGAAGAAGCUAAAUUAGGAACUAGGUCGCAUAAUUUGUGACGGACCUAACUUUGUUCCAAUUAAAGGUUUUGCUGAUGUAAUUGAAUGCUGUUAUAUAAUAAAUAAUAAGCAGGAUUAUGAAUCGUUACAUGUUGGUGAGGUAUAUUUUUCACGAUCUUCACGUCCUUGUUAUAUGAUUAUGAACUGGUAUAAUAGGAACUUAGCUGCAAAGUCUUGCAAAAUUAAAAUACCUAAAAUGUUUUUUUUUUCCGAACUUUAUUAACAAAGUUUCAAUCUUGCUCAAAAGAAAUUUUAGGUGUGUAAGCCAGGGAUUUAUUUAGAUGCCAUAACUUAUAAUGGCGAUGUUAAUCUUUCACAAUUGACGAAAUACUAAAGAAAAAAGAAACAGAAAAGUGUAAAUCAGUUUAUUGAGACUCCAAUUAAAAUUUGAACAGGACCCCUAUGAUAAACUUGUUAAAUAACAAUAAUUAUAAUUGAAGCGAAAGUACAGGAUUUUUUAUAAAUGCAAGCACGACGCAUAUUUAACGAAUAACUGCGUGUUAAAACCCAGUGUUAUUUACAACAAAUAUAUACUAUGCAACAGGAACAUACCAUUUUAGUACGUAAACACGAAAUAUCGAUAAUAUGAUCGAGCAAUGGUCAGUGAAAAACAAUAAGCAACAAAUAAUCCAAUAUAUCUAGUAAUAAUGCCUAGUCACGAUUCAGUAAAAAUUUAAGUAAUUCCAUUAAUGUGUGAGACAUGACCAGGUUCUGGCAUGUGUCUGCAAUUAUGUAGUGAGUAAUUGUCUGCAGUGAAGAAAACUUGAAGUUUAGCUUGAUGAAAUUAUGUAGAUUAAAAUAAAAAAUUAACUGAUGAACGUAUGAUGAGUAUUUUCUAACGUGUGACAUAUGCACUGUAGCUUGUGUUUUAGUUAGUUCAUGCUAGCUGGCCUUUGCAGAUUAGAUCGAGUGAAAUUCAAAUGUGUAAAGAACAGGUUCACAAGUGAAAUGAUUGUUGAUAUCUUGAGCAUGAAAUAAUGCCAAAUCAGGGUUUGCGAGGAGAAAUAAAGUAUGAAAAGAGAGAAAUACCAUACACAUGUUCAUUUGAAGUCAAUAUAUUCUAGUAUGUCAUCUCGUGGUAAGAGAGAGUAUGGAUUAUGCAUAUAUCUUAAUUAAAGAAAUGUGAAAAAAUAGCUUUAGUUGUAAAAUUAGUUUUUGCUGAAUCGCGGUAAAAAAGUAACAACUUCCACACAAUACUAUUUGUAGGAAAAAUUAUGCGAAUACUCUAGUUAUAUGAAACGCAUCAUUCGUUGUUCGAUCUUCAUGUAGAAUCCAUCAAUGCGAAAUUAACUAAACAACACAAGUAAGAAAAUAAAUUUUUAAAAAUACACUGUAACCAUACAAAGUGCGUGUUGCAUCAAGUGUGUGCCUUAUACUGUGGCGGCCAUUUUUUCUAACCAUUUAAGAGGAAAUCCUCGAGUAAGCGACGACUAACAAACAAAUUCAAUAAAAAUGCAUGUUUCAUAUUUCAAAUAUGAUAAAAUAAACCACAUACGAUAAUUGAUUGACACAACA
Diprion similis is the source of this 7153-nucleotide messenger RNA. RefSeq lists its product as uncharacterized. The transcript is spliced from 8 exons. The record is from RefSeq and is a predicted model, not a curated record. Lineage: Eukaryota; Metazoa; Arthropoda; Insecta; Hymenoptera; Diprionidae. The coding region runs from base 282 to 4700 and encodes 1472 amino acids.